CUAUCCGAGCGAGAAAUAGAUGACAGAAAAAGAGAAACAUCGUUGGAGCAUUGAUGUAGAUCAUCUGUCAUCACGUACAGAGAAAAAUCUGAAUCGUUGAAAAAUAUCAUUUUUUCGACAGUAUCCAAAUUUUUAGUAGGAUUUGCCAUCGAUUUGGGAAAGGUUAAAUUCUCGAAGUGAUAACGCUAUUUUGUUAGAAGCAAGUAUUCGAAAUCUUCCUCUUUACCAAAGGUAUGAGUGAUAGAAAAGUCAAGAAGGACGAAACAAACAAAGAAAUCAUCAACAUGGGUGAAGCUGCUGGAUUCUUGGAUCGUUUUGUUGGUGAUGUCAGCAAGGGAUCUGCCACAAAACAAAUUCUCGUCGGUGCUGGAAGUGGAUGGGCAACCGGCUAUAUCACGAUGAAAAUAGGCAAAAUGGCCGCGGUGGCGGUUGGGGGUGGAAUUAUCCUUCUCCAAAUAGCCAACCAGCAGGGAUACAUUCAGAUCGAUUGGAACAAAAUUCACAAGAAGGUUGACAAGGUCACCGAUAAGGUUGAGGAAGCUGUCACAGGUCAAGGACCAAGUUGGGCCGAUAAGGCCGAACGUUUCGUUGACCGGAAAUUGAAUCAAGCUGAGGAUGUGCUGAAGAAAAAGGGCAAAAAGGCUCAGAAAUGGUACACCAACCUGAUCGGUGACGAUACCGGCUGCAAACUGAAUGAUCUGCAUAUAUUUAUGUGUGCCUUCGCUGCAGGGGUAGCCAUUGGUAUUGGAACAGCAUAGAUUUGAAUGUCUGGACAAACAUGGGUAUAUGAAUGCAGUAGAGCUGCACAUUACAUGAAAAAUCUAAACGAACAAUUUAUUACCAGCGAAAUUAUACCUAUCUAAAAUAGUAACACCGCUUUUCGUUGGCCAAACAGACGAAAAUCAGGUAGUUCUACGAAUGAACAAGUUUUACCACGCGCAGUUGUCUCACAGAUACGUCUCCUAAGAAUGAACAAUGUAUUACUGAAACUAAUUGUAACCAGCGUUUAGGAAAAAAAUGAACAUUAUAAGCGUUAAUUUAAUUCUGCGUCCCGCUCCCACAUCAGCUUUAUUGGCCGCAAGACAUCAUUCGCUGUGAUUUCACGAACAGGAUUUGAGUUUGUAAGAAAUGUCUCCGUUGCGUUGGAAAUACUUUUAAGAAUCUGCAAAAAAUCUGAGUCAUCAUGAAUCCUGUAUUUAUAUUAUUGUUAAGUAGAAGGUGCUCGAGCGUCAAAGCACAACCAGAAACCAAUAUAUUUUCAAAUGAUCAUGUAACACAUUUUUCAAUCAUAUGUACUUAACCGAAUGUAGAUAAGCUUAGCUGCAUAUCCCUAUCUGAAGCGAAAACACAGUAAUAAAAUACCAACCAACUCCACAAUAAAGAUUUUUUGUUUUAUCUUUUGAGAAAUACGCUGCAGUGCUACUUUUAAGGCCAAUUUCUAUGUUACUCGUCUCGUAUGUAAGGAACUUAUUUUUUAAUAGUUUGAACCAAUGAAGCAUGUAAUAAACGGAAUUAUUGAAACAUAAUAAA
This is a messenger RNA of Topomyia yanbarensis, 1530 nucleotides long. Its product is annotated as FUN14 domain-containing protein 2. Gene Ontology annotation, biological process: autophagy of mitochondrion. Gene Ontology annotation, cellular component: mitochondrial outer membrane. The transcript is spliced from 4 exons. The coding region runs from base 234 to 758 and encodes 174 amino acids. NCBI's taxonomy places the organism in Eukaryota, Metazoa, Arthropoda, Insecta, Diptera, Culicidae. The record is from RefSeq and is a predicted model, not a curated record.